UCCAGUGAACCCUGGCCUCCGUUUUCACGGCGGUUUUCGCCAUGCGGCUCCGCGGCUCGCUCCCCGCGUAUAAAUAAAUACGCGCGCCGCCGCUCCCGAGACAACCCGUCCGACGCGCCGCGCCCGCGCACGCUUCGAAAAAAACUCUAAACGAAAAAAACUUCACCAUGAAGGCCGUCAUGAACGAGGCGGAGCUGUACCACAAGAGCAACAGCUUGCAGCGGCGGGACGCGCUCAAUUGUUUAGACGAGUACGCGGAUAGGAUCAAGUGGAGAAGUGAAGGGGACAGAGUGAUCGACAUCGGGUGCGGCGACGGCAGCGUGACUGCAGAGGUGGUGCGCGCGCGCAUGGGCCGCGGGCGCCUGGUGGGCUGCGACCUCAGCGAGCAGAUGGUGAAGUAUGCCGCCCAGCACCACCGCGACGCGAGGACCUCCUUCUGUGUGCUGGACAUCGAGGGGGACCUGCCCGAGGAACACCGGGGGGUGUACCACCACGCCUUCUCCUUCUACACGCUGCACUGGAUACAUCAGCAGGAGAAAGCCUUCACCAACAUUUUUGACCUCCUGGCUCCGGGCGGCGACUGCCUGCUCAUCUUCCUCGGCCACAUGCCCAUGUUCGACGUGUACCGCGUGCUCUCCACCAGCCCCAAGUGGAGCCGCUGGCUGGCCGAUGUGGAGAAGUACAUCUCGCCGUAUCAUGACUCCCUGGAACCUGAAAAGGACAUAGCGCAUAUGAUGAAGAGAAUAGGUUUCAGAGAAGUGGAAGUGCAAUACAAGGACUCUACCUUUAUUUACGACAAACUAGAAAUUUUAAGAAAAGCAGUGAUGGCCGUGAACCCGUUCUCGAUCCCCAAGGACCUUCAGGACUCGUUCAUGGACGACUACCUGGACGUGGUCCGUGACCUACGGCUCAUGGACGAGGCCAACAACAACGUGGACUCCGUCUCCAUCCGGACCCACUACAGCCUCAUCGUGGCCUACGGGACCAAGUGACCGUCUCCAUCCGGACCCACUACAGCUUUGUGGCCUUUGGGACCAAGUGAUGAACUUAAUCUUAAUGAGCGUAAAUAAAGAAGGAGAUUUGCACAGGGUCUUAAUAAUUACAGUUGUCCUAAAAGUUAACUAAGGUUAUAUUGCGAUAUUCUGGUCACUCCUGAGCUGGCCUAUCAGCCCUCCAAGGCAUGAGGUUAACUUUUGGGACAAAAACUGAAAUUGUUAAAUUGUAUUAGUUAAGUAAGUAAGUACGUACAUGAAUAUUAUAGAU
Molecule: messenger RNA, 1263 nt
Organism: Plutella xylostella (diamondback moth)
Lineage: Eukaryota; Metazoa; Arthropoda; Insecta; Lepidoptera; Plutellidae
Product: juvenile hormone acid methyltransferase
Source: RefSeq, a predicted model, not a curated record